UUCGUUUUUUGCUUCUGCCAACCUGUCACCCUCACUCCUCCAUCAACUCAGCGCUGUCACAUCCUAUCGUCGCGCGAGCGCGUUAGUUGCGCAAAGCGGGAACAAGCCGCUGCUGUGAGAAAAUGGCUGUUGUUCAUUCGAUCCGUUGCUGUGGACCAACGGGCUGGCGUAUUUCAUUAGAUUGUGUUUGUCACCCCACUCGCGAUUGUUGGUCGCCAACGGUAGUUCGUAGAAAUGGUUACCGAGCCUUAGGAGGGCUUUGCGACACAACAACAGUGCGCACUUUGUUUUGGUGAAAUUGUUGACUGUCACUGUUUUUUUCAUUUUAUUUGUCCGGGCGGGUCCGAGACGCGCGACGCGCCAUUUCGAAAGUAAUCGGCGGGAAACUAGACGCCCAAGUAGGUCGGCGGUGUCCGGUGGGCCCCCUCCUUCCAGGGCGUAAAUACGUAUUGGCGUAACGGGGUUUACUUCCCAGAAUAUAAUGGAUGAAAGUGCGUUCGAAUGCAUUUUUUACACUUUCUUCUAGGGUUAGAGGGUUUGAAAGACUAAACAACAGCUUAACUUUGGCACUGCAAUAGACGCUGGUAUGCAUCAUUAAAGCAGUAAAAAUGCAAUAGGAAGGCAAUCGUUGGAUGUGUAAUAACAGGCUUACAGUUUAAAGGUAAAACAACUUUCUACAAAAAACAGCAUGGGACAAAACAUUCUUUUUAAGAAUUGAGGAGAUUCGUUCUAUGCAAAACUUAUCAAAAAGCAAAAUUCAAUAGAUAGCAUGCAAUUGAAAUUGAACUAAUAAGUUCGCACUAUAAAAAAAAUAAAUAAAAUUGAUACAAACGAAAAAUUGGCCUUAAACACGAUUUAUAGCUUAACUGCAGUGGCUCUCAAAAGGUUGAUUGGAAAAGUUAUUUAAGGAAACUUAUAUAAUUAAAUAUCUUGUCCAAGUGUAAACAAUUAACCUACAGACAACUCGCUCAUCAAAAUAUGUCCAAAGGAUACAAUUUUGUGGGUUGUUUUAUUACGAUUUAUGUCUAAGGAACUCAUGACGCCCAACAACAGGCUAUGUUGUUUAUUAAAAUUUAGCUUGACAAGGACAGUUACCCGUAUUGCUCAAGAAACCCAAACAAAUUUUGGCACUUUUUCCGUUUCUUCAAAGAUACAUAGGACCAUCAAUUAUUUGACUUCGUAUCACGUUGUUUUUGCACAUUUUGGCCAGAAUAGCACAGACAACAUAUGAUAAUCCAUGUUGGAACAAGAUGCUAAGAAAGAUUUUUUCAAUGGCAUUCAAUGGCAUCUAGAGUUUAUAUCUAGCUUGAGAAUUGGCUAAGAUAUUGGAAAAUUUUGCGCAAAGGUUGAGUACACCAUACAUUUAGAGAGCCACUGUAUUGGGGUUUUACGAUUAGUCUUAUCCUCCUUUUAUUUUCUUUCAAUCCAUCCCAUUCAGUAAAAAAAUCUUCAAAAACAUCAACAUUCUUUAAAUAAUUGAUCAUAGUAGGCUACUUCUUGACAACCACGUCAUAACAGAGUAGGAUUACAAAACAGAAAAUUCAAUUAGUCGAGCCGACUUUUCUACAAACAAAGUCAUGAAGCUCGUGGUACUCUGCAAGUUCUUGCUGGCUCUAAUGGCAGCGAACCUUACUGCCGGCGAGACAGAACACCAUCUGAACUCCAUUUUCCUUUCCGGCGAGUACACCAACUACUGUCAGCUGGAAUGUGCCGGAGCUCAGCUGCACACACUGUGCGAAAGGGUAAGUAAGAACCAGUUUUUUUUUCUAGUAAUUUCCACUAAAUAACCAAUUUCUGACCUUUCCCAUUACAGCCAACCGUUCCAGCCCGCUCCCCCGAGCACUGCCCCAACUUCCAGCAACUCCUGGGCAACUCCGACCUCUGGACCACCAUCCUGGACGCGCACAAUGGCGUGCGGAAUCGGUUUGCGAUCCGCUCCCAGGUCACCAACAUGAAGAAGCUCGUCUGGGACGCUGAGUUGGCGCGGAUGGCCCGGCUACACCUGGCCAGCUGCGAGCGCUACGAACCCGACCCUUGCACCCAGCUCCAGAACCCCUCCGUCUACAGCCGCGAUUACCGCAACGUGCGCCAAAGCAAAGCGUUCGUGGUCGAGCGCUACCUGCCCAAGUACUACGCAUUCGACGUCCUGCGCAACUGGUACCUGCAGAAGGACGAAACGCCCGAUCCGAAGAUAACGGCCAGCCUGCAGAUGCAGUACUCGGUGCUGAACAACUUCACCCUGCUGACCUGGGCCAGCCUGGAACGGGUCGGGUGUGCCGCGGCCAAGUAUCGCGACGGUUUCCAGCUCGUGUGCAACUACUUCCCGUUCUACUCGCUUGCCGAGUCGAGUGCCGAGCUGGGCCUGCCGGCACGGCGCUGCCCACGUACCUUUCCCCUGCGCAGCAAAAUCUUCGAGGGGCUCUGUACGUUCGAGCUGGAUGGUGCGGUGAGCCGGCGGGUUUCCCGUCUGGUGGCGGCGAUGCUUCCGCUGGUUUGGCUUUGGCAAACGAAGACGCUGCAGCAGCAGCUGGAGCUGUUAUAGAAGAGGAGAUGUGUUUGAAUACUUACGGGUACCGGCAGG
This is a messenger RNA of Anopheles gambiae (African malaria mosquito), 2581 nucleotides long. RefSeq lists its product as uncharacterized. The transcript has a single exon. NCBI's taxonomy places the organism in Eukaryota, Metazoa, Arthropoda, Insecta, Diptera, Culicidae. The coding region runs from base 1952 to 2542 and encodes 196 amino acids. The record is from RefSeq and is a predicted model, not a curated record.